Messenger RNA from Amphimedon queenslandica, 7507 nucleotides. Its product is annotated as 1-phosphatidylinositol 3-phosphate 5-kinase-like. Gene Ontology annotation, molecular function: 1-phosphatidylinositol-3-phosphate 5-kinase activity; metal ion binding; ATP binding. Bases 40 to 7446 code for a protein of 2468 amino acids. The transcript has 24 exons. The record is from RefSeq and is a predicted model, not a curated record. NCBI's taxonomy places the organism in Eukaryota, Metazoa, Porifera, Demospongiae, Haplosclerida, Niphatidae. Gene Ontology annotation, biological process: intracellular signal transduction; phosphatidylinositol phosphate biosynthetic process. Gene Ontology annotation, cellular component: endosome membrane.
GGGGCGUGGUUUCUCUGGGCGUGUCUCUUAAGACUAAAGAUGGCUGCUGUUGAUUCUUGGCCAGUUGACAGUACUAAAGAUAGUGACAAGUCUCUCACUUCAUUCCGUCCUUAUGAAGAGCCGUCACUGGCUCUCAGGUCCAGGGGAGGCGGUAGGCAGGUACACCAAGGCCCAGUCAAAAGCUCCAGCUCUCCUAAGACGACCAAACACGUCACUACUGCCAACGCAGCACAAAGACCAACACAGCCUCAACAAUCAAGAAAUCCUCCUGUAGCUCCUCCUGCCAGUAACACUAAGCCUACACCUGCUCCUCCUGGGACUAAACAGCAGCAGCAGAGGGUGAGUGGAUCCAGUAUUCAGAGACAGCAGCCUGUCCCUGCUAGAGGUCGUACUCGCAAGUUAGUGUCACAGUCUUCCACUACUUCACUGUCUGGUGCAACUGCGGUUGGUGUUACUAGCACUGGAGGGAGUGGCCCUAUGGCCCAGUCCCACCGCUCAAUUGUAGAGGAACAGAUUGAUAAAAUAAUCAGCUCCAAUACACUCCAAGUAUCGGAGAGCACCAUUGCCCAUUGGAUGCCUGAUAAACUCUGUCAUGAGUGCUCGGAGUGUGGUGUCCGUUUCUCUUUAUUUGUGAGACGUCAUCAUUGCAGAGUCUGUGGUCGUAUUUACUGCCACUCGUGCAGUAACCACACAAUACCUGGCAAUCUCUUCAGGCCCAACAUGACGGGUAACAUUAGGGUCUGUCUAGCUUGCAAGAGCAUAUUCUAUGAAGUUGUGUCCAGUCGAUCUAACCCAGAGGUCCAAAACAUGACGCCGAUGAUGACCCGAUCUUUAAUGAGCACCAGUACUGGGGUAUCAGACCCAGGUGCUUACCUUGAUACUGAUACAGUAUCCGUCAGUUCUUCACUGAUGCAGAGCCGGGUUUCAUGGGAUCCUGAGUUAGAGGUUGAUGUUAAUUCCCCUUCUCGUUCUAGUAGCAUCGGUAUUGAGUUUGAUAAUCCAACCCCCAGCAGACUCCAGCGGACCUUAAGAAAAACCGUUGGGAGUGAAGAGAAUAUACUGGCACUAGCUGAAGAUGAAGUGGAGGUCAGAUUGCAAGAGAUUUGGCAGAAGUUUUGUGACAAAUCAACAGGUCCAUAUCCAGUGACCCACAGGCACAGGUUCAGGAACUUUCCCAGUUCUUAUUCUGCCCAUGAAAUAAUAGAGUGGCUCCUCCACAUGAAGAUGGCACGAUCAAGGGAAAUGGCGGAGCGAAUUGGUGAAGCAUUAGUUCAUACCAAGUGCCUGAAGAUAGUCUCAACUCAAGAUCAGUUGUUUAAAGAUUCUAAAGAUAUUAUACUGGAGAUGGGAGAGGACAAUCAGCUCAACAACACAUCAACUAGUCCGACAGUAGCUGAUGCUCCCAACUGGUUUCUCAGUAAUGAAGACGAGGCUCACACUCAGUUUGAAAGGAAAACAAGUUUGACUGAAGCCAAUCUAGACACUGAUAGUGGCCUUGCAACAUUCCGUCGCAAGAGACUCACUGACGUGUUUCCACUUGAUAACUCGAUACCAGAAGAACCUGCAAAUAAAGAUCCACCAAUCGUCAUUGAGGAAAUACCCAAGGAACCAAGGAAAGAUGAUUUUGAAGUGAUUAAGAAUGAGGGGCUACCUCAAGAGGCCAUUGAAGUGCAGGAGCCUAAUAAAUCAAUAGCACCAGGUCAUUACGUGUUCCCUCCCACUUCAACACUCCACCCACUCCCGUUUGAUUCUACCAUUCACUCUGUCACCAGUUUCAGUAUUCUUGAUGCUGAUGCUGCCGGACCGUCUAUUCCUGGAUACUCUAAAGCAACUCAAGCUAGCAAACAGUUUGAGGAACUAUCAGUUUAUAAUGAGAUCAAAGCCCAACACUUGGCCAGUUACCACAAGCACCUUGAUGCGUUCCUAAUCCAGCAAUUGAAGACCCUUGGUCUCUCACUGGAGUGGCUUGAGACAAUACGGCCACUUGUACUAACAGCCAGUCACACUGUCUCUACUGAUGUCACCCCUGAUGAUUUCAUGGAUAUCACAGCUUACUGUAAAGUAAAGAAGGUCCCUGGGGGUCGAAUGUCUUCUUCUAGUUUCAUUAAUGGCGUUGUCUUCACUAAACACGUCAUUCACAAGAAGAUGAACAUGUCCCUUCGGAACCCUCGGAUCCUCUUGCUAAAGUGUGCCUUUGAGUUCCAGAGGAAGGAGAACCAGCUCUCCUCUUUUGAUACCCUCCUCUCGCAGGAGAAGGAGUACCUCAAGAACCUUGUUGAGAGGGUCAAGAGGGUUAGACCAACAGUUAUACUGGUACAGAAGUCAGUGUCUCGAUUUGCUCUAGAGAUACUCCAUUCUCACGGUAUUGUGGUGGUCGUUAACAUAAAACCAUCAGUCAUGGGACGCAUUGCUCGUAGUACUCAGGCGGACCUCAUCACUAACCUUGAUCAGCUCUACUUUGACAUCAAACUAGGAACUUGUGGCCACUUUUACGUCCGAACCUACACCCUCCCAGAGGGAAUCAGGAAGACACUGAUAUACCUGGAUGAGUGCGAGCCAAGACUGGGCGGAGUCAUCAUGCUCCAAGGAAACUCAAAGAAUGUUCUUAAACGAGUGAAGAAGGUGGUCCUGUUUGGACUUCAGAUUGCGUACAAUAUGAAACUGGAGUGCUCUUAUCUGAGUGACCUACUGGUAGUCCCUUCUCCUAAUGUAAGGAUCAAGGACUCAGGACAGGAUGAUGAUGAUGGAUACGUCACUCCUCCUCUUACGCCCACGCAAUCACUGCACUGCUUCUCACCAUCACUCUUCAUUGAGGAAGGAGAGAGAGUCUCUGCUACUAGCAGCACUCAAGAAGGUAUUGAAGAGAAAGAGGAGGAUCCUGAGGAUCCAGUUCUUGAGGAUACUAAUACUCAUACCACCGAGCCAUUGCCUACUGAGACUGGUACUAGUACUGCUGGUACUGGUACUGAUACCGGUACCAGUACUGGCACUGCUGGUACUAGUACUGGUAAUGGUACUGGUACUGACACUAGUACUGCUGGUACUGGUACUGACACUAGUACUGCUGGUACUGGUACUGACACUAGUACUGCUGGUACUGACACUAGUACUGGUACUGGUACUGACACUAGUACUGCUGGUACUGGUACUGACACUAGUACUGGUACUGGUACUGGUACUGACACUAGUACUGCUGGUACUGGUACUGACACUAGUACUGCUGGUACUGGUACUGACACUAGUACUGCUGGUACUGACACUAGUACUGGUACUGGUACUGGUACUGACACUAGUACUGGUACUGGUACUGCUGUACAGCUCACCUCUGAAGAAGCAUUCCAGGCUGUACUUUCCUCUCACAUCAUCUCAAUGUCUCCUUUCUUGUCAUUUGCUACUCCUUACCUCCAGACAGAGCAAGGGCUAAAGGCUCAUAUAAGGUGCUACUUGCCACAGUCCAUUUAUUGGUCCCAUUGGUUUAAACCAACCAAUGAGAUACCACAUGCUCCAGACCAGUGUGAUCCUGCCACUGAUGGUAGCCAAUCCCAGUUACCUCCUCCUCCUACUGUUAGUGUUCAGUCAGCCUGUAGGUACAGGAGUGUGUCUUCCCAUCCUUUCACACACUCUUCCUUCUUACUCCCAAUAAACAAUCCCAAAGAUCGCUCCACUAAUAACGGAUAUAAAUCAGCUUUGGCUGACUUCAGGUCUCGGGCCAUGAGUUGUCUUCUUGAGAACACAUGUGAGUUCUUUUUUCCAACUGCCAAGAGGUCAGCUGAUGUCUAUCAGCGGCUGGAAGGAGUGUUUGCUGGCUCUCGUGAGUUUGAGCUGAUGGCUGGCCACUCAUGGAAUGGAAGCACAGAAGAAUUAUUUCCAGACACUAAUGAACAACAAGUUGAUGAUCCUCAAGUACCACAGUCCACUCACAGUUAUGAAGGAUCUUAUUCUUCCAGUCCUUCAUUAAGAGAUCAAGGUAUUCCUAAUGCCACUACUGCUACUGCUCCACCCCCUCCUCCUCCUCCUCCUCUUGCUGGUGAUGAUGAAGAGGAGGAUACUGAUAGUGCUGAUAAUGGUAUUGGACUCACUCAAGUGUUAGAACAAAUAGUUCAAUCUCCUGAUUCUAAAGGACAGACUACCAGGACUGGCCCUCCAGUCCCUUCUAAUGGAGAGUGGAGCGGAUUCCUAAUGGACGAUAAUUUACCUAAUCCUAAUCAAAGUGAUUGUCUGGAUCCUUCCAACCAUCAGUUCCUGUCUCUUGUCUUCAGUAGCACUUGCAAUGAUGAGCACUUACAGAAACAGCUCUAUCCCUGUGUUCAACCAUGUCAUAUUCCAAUGAAUUACUAUGGUCGUAAUGACAUACCACUGGGAGAGUUCCUUCAUCGAUAUUGCUUCCGUGAUUCUUACAUAUGCCAGUCGUGUGAGAUUGAUAUGAGCAAGCACCAGAGGCACUUUGUUCACGGGAGGCAGGAGCUUAGGAUAUCAAUGCAGCAGCUGGCGAUGCCAAUACCAGGAGGGGACAAGAGUAUCUUCACCUGGUCCACCUGCCUCAAGUGCAAUAGUUCUCAGAGUAGCACUCCACUCCUUCCUUUGUCUGCUGAUACUCUUCUUUAUUCUUUUGCUAAGUUCCUUGAUUUAAAGUUCUAUGGCAGCAACUAUGUUUCUUUCAACUUCAAUGGUGGACAGGAAAGCAAUGGCCAGGAGGAAUCUCUUACCACCUCCUCCUGUAGCCAUCCCAUCAACACGAGCUACAUACAGUACUUCUGCUUUGGUGACAAAGUAGCAGUGUUUGAGUCAUUGCCCAUUGAUAUAUUUGAGGUGAGGAUUCCUCCACAGCACAUUACCAUAGAAACCGCCAGCAGCAUACAGUGGCACCACAGCUAUCCUGAAGAGAUCAAGCGUCUUGGGAAGAUUGUGGAAGGAGUGUUUUUCAGAGUCAUGCAAUACUUAACUCUCUUCAAUAUUGAACCAGCUGCUUCUAAAGUUAAAGAUGCUUUUGCAAGGGCUAAAGCAAUGAGAGAGAACUACAGAAAUAAAGUGAAGAGAUUGAAAGAACUGUGUGCCCAUGCUGGGGUUUUCCCACGACUGGUCCAACCAGUUGAAGCUGACGAGGAAGUAUCUGGUAAUGUAUUCAUACUCCAGGACUCUGUGGCAGACCUUAAGAGACUCAUAGCUGAAGCUGUCUUCUGUUUCAAUAUUGAAUUGGAUGAGAUUGAUACUAGUCUGAGGGAAGUCUUUGCUCGUAAGGAUGGUCUCUCUACUCCUCACAACACUGAAGACCAGACCCCCUCAGUCAGUCCUCAUUCCAGCCCUCAGUCCAAGCGUAAACCAAACGACCGCUCAUUCUUCAAUAAAACGAGUCCCACACUAGUCAAGAAGUCAGGAGCCACCCUCACUCCUCCUUCCUGGCAGUCCCAGUCCAUUGAUUGCUCAACAGUUCAAAGAAGACACAAGAGACAGUUCUCGGAUUCUCUAGCAUUACCUGUCAAUCAUGGGGAGGCUGGAGUUAACAAAUCUACAGCUGAAUCAUCAAAGGAAGACAUAAGUGAUGAGCUUAUGGUUAGAAGAGAUCACUCAUUGAGUGUUACUGACAGUCUUGAACUGCCACCCACCAUCACCUCAAGUGGUGACAUUCGUAUCAAUAGAAGUCCUCAUUCAUCUAGUGAUAAUAUCAGUACUGGUGGUGGACUCACUGCUCCUGUCCUUGAUACUGAGGGGGCCAGUGAUAGAAUGAACCUAGCAUUGGAGGAGCCAGAGGAGUCAGUCUACAUGACCACAUUAUUGAAAAUUGAUGACACUGAUAUCUUACAAAAAUUAAGAGGCAAAGAUUCUGAUGAUGUUAAAAAGUUUUAUACCAUUCAAGCAACAGGUGGACAUGACACAGAUAAUGGAGAUGCAGCUAGAGGUGGUAAAUUAAGUGCUCCAUCACCUAAAAGAUAUCCUGCUAGUGGUCCUGUUGCUAAUGGUAAAAGUGAAGAUGUUGAUUCUGCUUCUGCCAUCACCAAGUCUUCAGAAAAGAAGCAAACAUUGGAGAAGCUUCCAUUUUUAUUUUCAAAGCCAUUUCAAAAACUGCCUCCUCCUUUUGAUCUUACAGAGCAUCAUUUGAUUCGUGGUAGUUUGAGGUUUCAUGUUUCAGUUUAUGAGAAUGAGCCAACUUCAAUCAUAGCAUUUGCUCUCUGUUCUCGUGAAUAUGCAAAUGAAUUGAAACUUUUACUAGACGAGAGAAAGAAAGGGAUCACAGAAUCCACUGCACCAAUACCUCCAGCAAUUGUAACAGAAGGUGAGAGUUCAACGAAUGUUCCUCCUACUGCUUCAAGACAGUCUGGAUUCAAACAACUCAAGACUGCAUUCUCUGAUUGGUACAAGAGCCGUCAUCCCAACACUAGCUCCACCCCCACUGCUAACGAUACUACUGGUAGUGUAGAUCAACCACAGCAACAAGGAGGAGUAGAGAAUCCAGUGGAAGAUGUUGAAGGAGAGAAAGAGAAUGAGUUGUUUGCUAGUAUCAAGUGGAAUAGCACUCCUGAUACUGCCAGUAGUAGCAGGUUCAGCAGCUCACAUGAAAACAGGCACAUCAGUUUAGAGUUUACUGAUGACACUGCAAAGUUCUUUUGUAAAGUAUAUUAUGCUGAGGAGUUCCGGAAACUAAGAGAGCACAUAUACCCAGACGGAGAAGAGAAGUUCAUUAGGUCACUUGCCCGUUGUGUUAAGUAUGAAGCAAAGGGAGGGAAAUCAAGGGCAAUGUUCCUAAAGACUUUUGAGGAUCGACUGAUCAUGAAGCAAGUCCAAAUGGUUGAAAUCACAUCAUUCAUUGACACCGCCUUGCAAUACUUUCAACACGUUACUGAAGCUGUUAAAAGUGAUAGACCAUUGGUAUUAGCUAAGAUACUAGGGGCAUACAGUAUUGGGUUCCGCAACAGUAAGACAGGUAAUUCAAAGAGACAUCAUGUCAUUAUAAUGGAGAACCUUUUGUAUGGUCACCGCUGUACUAAAGUUUUUGAUCUGAAAGGAUCAAUGAGAGGUAGAUAUGUAUCACGUAAUACUAAGAAUCCAGAAGUCACUGGGGAAGUGUUAAUGGAUGAAAACUUUUUAGAAUAUAUAUAUAACAGUCCUGUUUAUGUAUGGCCACAUUCAAAAACAGUACUAAUGCAAGCCAUCCAGGCAGACACACAGUUCCUAGCUACUAAUUCAAUAAUGGACUAUUCCUUACUGACAGCUCUGGAUCAAGAGAAUGGUGAAUUAGUGGUUGGUAUAAUAGAUUUUGUUCGACCUUUCACUUUGGAUAAAUUCCUUGAAAUGUUCAUAAAGAAAGCUGGAAGGAGUGUACUACCAACUGUUGUAUAUCCUGAACUUUAUAGGAAGAGGUUCAUUGAUGCAAUGGACCGUUACUUUACUCCAGUCCCUGACAAAUGGACUGGACUAGGUGCUGAUGUUAAGCUUAAUAUAUCUUUGUAAUCUUUGACAUAAAAUGCUGUGAACUUUGAUUAAUUUUUAUCGCAAUUAUCUUCACAAAGUA